Messenger RNA from Bufo gargarizans (Asiatic toad), 768 nucleotides. RefSeq lists its product as uncharacterized. The transcript is spliced from 5 exons. The coding region runs from base 1 to 768 and encodes 255 amino acids. The record is from RefSeq and is a predicted model, not a curated record. Lineage: Eukaryota; Metazoa; Chordata; Amphibia; Anura; Bufonidae.
AUGGACCAGUACCGCAACUUUAUUUCCGAUGAGGAACCAUGUACCAUAACCAUAGUACAGCUCACCGAUUCCACUGUGUCUAUUGAAAGUAAUUACGACAUUGUAGGUUGCUUUGAAGAGGACUACAUAGAUGACGGGAAAGAACCAGACGAUAACGCAUGUGAAGAAAUAAGCGGAGAUGUUUCCCUAAAUUCCAAUAAUAACGAAAUUCAGAUGGACGAGUUAUUGCAAGAGCUAAGAUCAAAAUUUGGACUAUAUUCCGGGGAAGAAGAAUGUUUCCCCAGUAAUCCGCUAAUAAAUGAGAAUUUAGGUUAUGAAGAUUUCUUACCAUUAUGUUCAGAGAGCCGAAUUGGCAGAGUCGACUGGUGUACAUGUGAAAAUUGUGUGACAAUGCCCACCAACCUUGAAUCGAUAUGUUGCAAAGAAGUUGAAAAUGCAACUCCGUACAUCUGUAGUUUCCAAUGUAUCACACAGCAUGAAUUUUUUUCUAUUUUUUGUCAAAGAGAAGACACAGUCAACGUAGUUUUACGAAUUGUGGGACAGUUACAAAGACCACCUCCCAAAAAACAAGAAAAUCGGCACCAUCGUAAAAUUGCCUACAGAUCUUUCACAGCCUGGGUUCAUGGAUACCUAGGCAUUGGUAAUCGCAGACCUAUACCUUCUUGUGUAGUUAAUAAAGUGCGUACUUGUUUUCCUGACCCUGAUAGUGAAUAUACUGGAUUCAAGGAAUGCAACGAUCACCCCGCUGAAUUUAUGGCAUUCGAGUAA